This is a messenger RNA of Capsicum annuum, 966 nucleotides long. RefSeq lists its product as uncharacterized. The record is from RefSeq and is a predicted model, not a curated record. The coding region runs from base 1 to 966 and encodes 321 amino acids. Lineage: Eukaryota; Viridiplantae; Streptophyta; Magnoliopsida; Solanales; Solanaceae. The transcript is spliced from 6 exons.
AUGACUAGAGGUCGAGGUCGAGGUCGCGGAAGCACAGGGCGUGGAGGCAAGUCUGCAGUUAGGAGUAAUAAUGAUGUUACUACAAACGUACCUACUUUUCCCACUCCUGCUAUUGUUACUUCUCCAGCUGAUGUCAUAGUUCAAACUUCUGGUGAUGGUAGCAACCAUACAACUCCUGAAUCAUCUCCGACUGCUCUAAAUCAGAUCAACAGAACAAGAGAAGAUAUGACUCAAGGAAGAGGUACAGGUCGAGGAAGUAUAGGGCGUACGGGCAAGUCAGCAGCUAGGACUAAUAUGCCUGUUCGUACUGCAAACAUGCCUACUAUUCCCACUCCUACAGUUGCGCCACAAACAACUGGUGGCGUAGGUGCUCCAACUUCUAAUCAUGGUAGUACGUCUCCUACUACUCCAAAUCAGACCAACCCAACAACUGUAGGUACAUAUUCACAAACCAACCAAGUAGGUGAGGACAUAUCUCGUAGCAACACAAAUAGAGAAAGUAAUUCCCGUCGGAGCCAUGUCCGGACCCUUGUUACUAUAACUUCUGCAGGAUUGCAAUCUUCUAAAGUAUGCUCCAAUAGGAUAUAUGAGUCUUUCAAAAGUGAACUUGAUCACAAUGGAGUCAAUUGGAAAGGUGUCUCAUGUGACAUAAAAGAUGGCUAUUUUGGGAAAUUCAAUGCUGUUGAAAUGGGUCGAGAUCCGACACCAAGUGAGUUACAUUUGCAUGUUUACAUACAUGGUUAUGAUGGAAAAUCUUUCAUUGAUGAAUCAUAUUUCCAAGCUGUCGGAGGAGAAAAGAAGCGAAGAGUAUUUGGUCUUGGAUCUGAAGCCAAAGGCUACUACGGCCAAACUCUGUGUAUUUCUUGUGAAAAGACUUCAUCUUCAGCUUCACAUGAAUCGGUACCAGCUGCAGAUUUGGAUUUGGAUGAGUUUGUGAAGCGAUUGAUUCCCGCACUUAAAAAUUAA